Phascolarctos cinereus (koala) is the source of this 2904-nucleotide messenger RNA. It is a transcript of the gene LPAR1, whose product is annotated as lysophosphatidic acid receptor 1. NCBI's taxonomy places the organism in Eukaryota, Metazoa, Chordata, Mammalia, Diprotodontia, Phascolarctidae. Gene Ontology annotation, cellular component: membrane. The record is from RefSeq and is a predicted model, not a curated record. Gene Ontology annotation, biological process: G protein-coupled receptor signaling pathway. Gene Ontology annotation, molecular function: lysophosphatidic acid receptor activity.
AUGGCCCUUGUAAUUCCAAGGAAAUUUAUCGUUUACCGAGUGAGUGUCUCCGUCCCGUCCAUGGCUAUGAGUGAACCAUGCUACUACAAUGAAUCCAUUGCCUUCUUUUACAACCGGAGUGGGAAGUACCUCGCCACAGAAUGGAAUACUGUCAGCAAGCUUGUGAUGGGACUUGGAAUCACUGUCUGUAUCUUCAUCAUGUUGGCCAACCUGCUGGUCAUGGUGGCGAUUUACGUCAACCGCCGCUUCCACUUUCCUAUUUAUUACUUAAUGGCUAACUUGGCUGCUGCAGAUUUCUUUGCUGGAUUGGCAUACUUUUAUCUAAUGUUCAACACAGGGCCCAAUACACGAAGACUGACUGUAAGCACCUGGCUUCUUCGCCAGGGUCUCAUUGACACUAGCCUGACGGCCUCUGUAGCAAACUUGCUGGCUAUAGCAAUUGAAAGACACAUUACAGUUUUUCGCAUGCAGCUGCAUACCCGGAUGAGCAACAGGAGGGUGGUGGUUGUUAUUGUGGUCAUCUGGACCAUGGCCAUUGUAAUGGGUGCUAUACCCAGUGUGGGCUGGAACUGUAUCUGUGACAUCACUAACUGUUCCAACAUGGCACCUCUCUACAGUGACUCUUACUUAGUCUUCUGGGCUAUUUUCAACCUGGUUACUUUUGUAGUAAUGGUGGUCCUGUACGCCCAUAUCUUUGGCUAUGUCCGACAAAGGACUAUGAGAAUGUCUAGACAUAGUUCUGGACCAAGGAGGAAUCGGGACACCAUGAUGAGUCUCCUGAAGACUGUGGUCAUUGUGCUUGGUGCAUUUAUCAUCUGCUGGACUCCUGGGUUAGUCUUGUUACUUCUAGACGUCUGCUGUCCUCAGUGUGAUGUCCUGGCAUAUGAAAAAUUUUUCCUUCUUCUUGCUGAAUUCAAUUCUGCCAUGAAUCCCAUCAUCUAUUCUUACCGUGACAAGGAAAUGAGUGCCACCUUCAGACAGAUCCUCUGCUGCCAGCGGAAUGAGAAUGCCAAUGGACCCACUGAUGGCUCAGAUCGCUCAGCAUCUUCACUCAACCACACCAUCUUGGCUGGAGUUCAUAGCAAUGACCAUUCUGUUGUGUAGAAACCAAAUGGUAAAUGAAGAACCAGCCAUAGACUGCUGAGGGAGUACCAGGGGAGAAUAACAAACUGAGGUCUUUCAACACUAAUCAACUACAGUAUUGGUUUCUAGAAAACCCACUCAUGCACAAGACUGGUCAUGUAUGAGAACUGGCAUAUGCAAAAACACUCAUCCUCUUUCUCCUCUCCCUGCUAAAAGUAGAAAGCUGAUUCCUUGUAAUGGAAUUCAUAACUAGAUCACAGAAGGUCUCUUUAGACUACACUGAUUAGAUUUUCAAAGACUGCUUUGUUUUGGUGCCAGUUGAAAACAGUUCUGAUUAAUUAUGCUUGUGCCUGUUUAACUUCAUUUACAUGUAGAAACUUAGGCUCCUCCCCCCCUUUUUUAAAAGAAUACAUUUCAUGUAAUAAAUGUCAUGUUUAUGCCUAUCAGCAUGCUUCUGAUGGAUAUUUUAUGCAUAGAGAGAUCAUAGUCUUCGUAUUUUUUGCUACACUACCAUAACUUCAGUAUUUCUUUUUCCUGAUGCAGAAAACAGGAAAGCAAUGUAAAUUACAAUUAUUUCUUUUUUUUAAAAAAAAGCAUGCGUGUAAUGUAUUUAUGCAGUUGUUUUAAUGAAAGAAGAAAAAAGAUGCUCAUUGUAAAAUCUUCUAGAAAACAGAAGAGCCUAGAUCUAAUUCCAGUAUUUGUUUAGAUUAUGAAAUAAAUAGUAUUCUAGUCUCAUGGUAUUUAACUUCUCAUUUGUGGUACCAAGUAUGUAACAUAUGCAAGGGUCCUUAGUUUAUCACUGAUGGGAUUUGUGCUCUAAGAGAACAGAAUCAUGGGGGGGGAAAUGAAGCACAAUAUUAUUUUUAAAUAUAUUUAUGAUAAGUGAGUGUUUUCUCAUCACCUGUCCAUUACAAAGGGAUUUUUUAAAAAUUGAGAAAUGUCAUGUCAUGUUUUACCUUUGUAAAAAGGAAUUUUCUGUUUUUGCACUGAGUGGGUGGCAUUUUUAAGGGCACCUUAUUAAAUUGCCCAUUUUUCCUUAAAGAACAGUGGUUACUUGAGUUACAUUGAGGCACAGUGUUUUUUGUUUUUUAGAACAAAUCUAAGUAGAAAUAGUAAGCUGCCACAAAAGAAAUAAAAUCUAUUAAUAUAGCUAACAGGAUUUUGUUUCGCUGGUCUAAUGUCCAGAUCUUGAAAAACAGAUAUAAGUUUAAAGAAAUUACAAAGAAAUCAAAAGUACCAUAAACUAUACAGUGAAGAAGCCUCUUAUCAGUGAAAUGUAGUGAAUAAAGGACCUUUAUAUUAAAUAGCUUGGGCACUUAUAUCUGAAAAGUGGGAGUGGGUAUGUGGCUGUAUUAUGUGUCAUCUCCCCAGGCUUCCCCCCUAAUAGAUGCUUUGAUGUUGUUAGCUGUUCUGAUAUUAUGUAGUGUAAGGGCUGUGAGUAAGUGCAUUGGUGUGACACAGGAGAUCAUAUGUGAAAGGACACAAUCACAAGAAUGGUCUGGAGAAAUGGAAGAAGGCAGACAAGAGGAAAGUGUAGAGUACUUGUUAAGCUCAGAGGGACUCAAGGUAAAGUUUAAGUUUGGAGCACUUGGCACAAGAAGGGCAGAGAGUUGAGAGCAGGAGAGAGGAAGUGCAAAAAUCUUACUGAGAUUGACAUUGACACAUUUUAUUUAAAACAUAAAAUGUUAAUGUGAGCAAGAAGAUGAGCCCUGGAAUUUUCACUAAUGUAAAUACAUUGGGAAACAGGAGGGCUAGUUUAACUUUUAAGGGAAGAAAAUGAAAUACUAAGCCACUAAUAAAAUUUUCUCAAUGAGUAUAUGA